Molecule: messenger RNA, 576 nt
Organism: Drosophila mauritiana
Lineage: Eukaryota; Metazoa; Arthropoda; Insecta; Diptera; Drosophilidae
Gene: HP1Lcsd
Product: heterochromatin protein 1
Exons: 3
Coding region: 165-563 (132 amino acids)
Cellular component (GO): nucleus
Source: RefSeq, a predicted model, not a curated record
AUUUACUCAGGCGAAUCUUUCCAUUAAACGAAUCAAGGAGGAAAUUGUCAUUGCCUCGUCCAUCGAAUGCGGCCAGAAGCCUUGGCCCAAAACGCAGAUGCGUGGCAUCCACAUGAGCAGCUCUCCUGGUCAUUGCCACUUUUCUCUGUUGCCACGGAGUUGCGAUGGACGCGUGCCUGUUUGUUGGUCAACAACAAUCAAAGUGCAUUUGCAUUGUUUGGCGGCGCGAAAGCAAAAGGACCAUGACUUCCGUGGGGAAGGGAAGGGAAAGCGACGAUGCACCGGCACAUUCCAUGGGACUCAAAAUAAUGAACCGCACGGCAAUCUCCCCAGAACGGAAGGCAGAAAAAAUACUUCACGUUUUCAAGACGGCGAAUGGAACUACGAUGUUCUUGAUCAAGUUCAAGGACUCGCCCCUGGUGGAACAGGUUCCAGCUAUCGAGGCCAACAUAAGCAUUUCCCAAAUGGUGAUCGACUUCUACAUGGACCGCCUAUCCUUCCCACCGCCCGACUGCCGGAGAAGCAAUCCGAGAAAGAGAAAAGCCAGCGAGGAUGAUUUAUAAUUAAAUUCAAUUA